Molecule: messenger RNA, 1542 nt
Organism: Penicillium digitatum Pd1
Lineage: Eukaryota; Fungi; Ascomycota; Eurotiomycetes; Eurotiales; Aspergillaceae
Source: RefSeq, a predicted model, not a curated record
AUGGGUUCGUCGGCACCCCUUGGUGUCAAUCUGGUGGGCGUCACCGAUACCUCGGCAGUCUCUAUUCUGGAACCCUUGACCGUCAAUGGUGUGUCUGCAUUGAGACAGAAGACGGCCAAGGUACCCACCGGCGUGGCCGCGGCAUCCAACAGUGAUAUGUUUAAGAGCCCGGCGUCUACUUUGAAGUCUGCCGCUCGUUACCUGAAAACCCCAGGUCUUAUCUCUCUCGGUGGUGGACUGCCUUCGGCUGAAUACUUUCCCAUCGAGCACUUGGAUAUCAAGGUUCCUACUGCCCCGGGAUUCUCUCCGGAGGCUACUCGGGAGUCAGGCACAGUUCUUCGUGCCGGAAAGCAUGAUAUCCAAGAAGGAACUAGCACUUACGACCUGGAGAUUGCCCUUAACUAUGGACAAUCCACCGGAGCUGCACCAUUGCUUCGUUUUGUCACGGAGCACACCGAAAUCAUCCACCGCCCUCCCUACUCCGACUGGGGAUGCACCCUGACCGCUGGCAGCACCUAUGCCUGGGACAGUGCUCUCCGCUUGUUCUGUGAGCGCGGAGACUACAUCCUCAUGGAGGAAUAUACCUUCGCCAGUGCCGCCGAGGCUGCCUUCCCUCUGGGUGUAAAGGCCGUCGGCAUCCCAAUGGACGGACAAGGUCUGAUCCCGGAGAAAAUGGACGAAAUUCUCAGUAGCUGGGAUGUCGUCGCUCGGGGUGCGCGCAAGCCUUACGUGCUAUACACCAUCCCAACAGGUCAGAACCCGACUGGUGCUACCCAGUCUGCGGAACGCCGCCACGCCGUGUACGCGGUCGCCCAGAAACACGAUCUCAUCAUUGUCGAGGACGAACCCUACUAUUUCCUGCAAAUGCAGCCCUAUACCAGCGGCGACGCCUCCCCAGUGCCUCCCCCCUCCACCCACGAAGAGUUCCUCAAGUCCCUUGUCCCCUCGUUCCUGAGCAUGGACACUGAUGGCCGUGUCGUUCGUCUCGAGUCCUUCUCCAAGGUUGUCUCGCCCGGUUCCCGGGUGGGCUGGAUCGUCGCCUCCGAGCAGAUCAUCGAGCGCUUCACCCGUAACUUCGAUGUCUCCUCGCAGAACCCUAGCGGUAUUUCCCAGCUCGCACUCUUCAAACUUCUCGAUGAGCACUGGGGCCACGCCGGGUACUUUGAUUGGCUGAUCAACCUGCGUAUGUCUUACACUGCUCGUCGUGACUCGCUCGUUCAUGCCUGUGAGAAGCACCUGCCCCGCGAAAUCGCCCACUGGGAAGCCCCCGCGGCUGGCAUGUUCCACUGGAUGGAAAUCGACUGGCGUAAGCACCCCGGCGUUGCCGCGGGCAAGACUCACGCCGCCAUUGAAGAAGAGAUCUUCCUGUCCGCAGUGAACGGAGGUGUCCUCCUCUCUCGUGGCAGCUGGUUCAAGCCCGACCAUGACCUGGCCGAGGAGAAGAUGUUCUUCCGUGCAACCUUCGCGGCUGCCUCGUCGGAGAAGAUUGAUGAAGCUAUCUCGCGCUUCGCAGAAUCUCUGCGCUCUCAAUUUGGCCUGUAA